Molecule: messenger RNA, 927 nt
Organism: Rotaria sordida
Lineage: Eukaryota; Metazoa; Rotifera; Eurotatoria; Philodinida; Philodinidae
Source: the annotation of a GenBank genome assembly
AUGAAAUUUUCAUUGUGUUCUUGUCUUAAACGUGAUCGUUCUACAUAUAAUAUAUCAUCAACGAAUAUUAAUGAUACAAAUUUUAAUUCAAAAAUACCAACAGUUACUUUAGCACCACUUCCAUUAUUAUCAGAUAUGUUAGUUGUAUCAAUUGAAUCUGAUUAUGAAAAAAUUAUUGAUUCAUCAGGUGAUGGAGAAAUCGAUAUUAUGAAUGUUGAUCGAAAUACAACAAGAUCAAUGGAAUAUGGUAAUCAUACAAAAUUAACACCAAUACGAUUACAACAAGAAUCAUUUGAUGAUGAUACAGAACUUUAUGCUACUGUAAAUAGAACUAGAACAACUAAUGAUGGAAUACGAAUAAAAACAAAUGCAACAAGUACUAUUAAUGCUGCCGUUCUUCGACAAGAUUCUUUACUAAUGUCGACAACUGCUUUUUCUUCACAACCGAUACCUUCGAUAAGUUCACAUUUAACCGGAUUUACUAUAACUUCUGAGCAUCUACCUCCUCCUCCUCCGCCACCACCACCACCAUUACCACCUCUGCCACUUCAAGUUUAUACGAAUACAACUGUAAACACAAUAACUAAUGAUGAUAAUGAUUAUUCGUCUAUUCGUCGUCCUUGUUAUGAUGAAGUUAUAGUACGUGAAUCUUUACAAGAUUGUGCUCAACAUUUACGAAUAGAAGAAGAACAAAAUCAACAAGAACAACAAAUAAAUGAAAAUUAUUAUUCAUCUGUAAAUAGUGAACAAGAAACAACAACUAGCAGUGAUAUAUAUGCUGAAAUAGCUAAUGGUAGUGAAUCAAGUAUUGUAUAUCAAAAUUCUCAAUAUCAUUAUUAUUCUCGACCAUCAAAUGAUCCUGGUAUAGGUGAUGAUUCAUCCGGACGUUAUGAAACUGUUAUUGAAUUAAAUAACAUUGAAGAAUAA